AUGUCUCUAACUUUGCCAACCAACGAUAUGCUGGAAACGCCACCUGGAUAUCCAUUUGAAGAAAUCAAUUAUGAAGACAUUGAAGUUGAAGAGGUGGUGGGAAGAGGAGCGUUUGGGGUUGUCUGCAAAGCCAAAUGGAAAGGAAACGAUGUUGCUAUCAAGACCAUUGAGAGUGAAUCGGAGAGGAAAGCCUUUAUUGUUGAGCUCCGGCAGCUUUCACGCGUGAACCACCACAAUAUUGUAAAGUUGUAUGGUGCGUGCAAAAAUCCAGUCUGCCUUGUGAUGGAAUAUGCUGAAGGUGGAUCUUUGUACAAUGUGCUGCAUGGUGCUGAACCCCUCCCUUAUUACACUGCUUCCCAUGCCAUGAGCUGGUGUUUACAGUGUGCCCAAGGAGUGUCCUAUCUCCAUGGCAUGAAACCAAAGGCUCUCAUUCACAGGGACCUCAAGCCACCCAAUCUUCUUCUGGUGGCGGGCGGCACCGUGCUUAAGAUAUGUGACUUUGGAACAGCAUGUGACAUUCAAACUCACAUGACCAACAACAAGGGAAGCGCAGCAUGGAUGGCUCCAGAGGUAUUUGAAGGCAGCAAUUACAGCGAGAAGUGUGAUGUUUUCAGCUGGGGGAUCAUUCUGUGGGAAGUGAUCACUCGCAGGAAGCCCUUUGAUGAGAUUGGAGGACCAGCAUUUCGCAUUAUGUGGGCAGUUCACAAUGGCACAAGACCUCCAUUAAUCAAGAACUUGCCCAAACCCAUCGAGAGCCUGAUGACGCGGUGCUGGUCUAAAGAUCCCUCUCAGCGGCCCUCCAUGGAGGAAAUAGUGAAGAUCAUGAUUCACCUAAUGAAGUACUUCCCAGGAUCUGAUGAACCUCUUCAAUAUCCAUACCAGUAUUCAGAUGAGGGACAGAGCAACUCUGCAACCAGUACAGGUUCCUAUGUGGACUAUACUGGCACCAGCACAAGCACCAGAAGUGAUGCGAACAUGGAGCACAGUGAUUCUCAGGGGAGCAAUGACACCAUCAAGAUCACACCUCAGUUUGCACCUCAUUUGAAGCCAAAGGGAGACCCGUUAAGGACUCUGCCUUUGUCCAGAGGGGGAAGUGUGGAGAGCCUGCGAACCCAGUGUUUGCCAUCCUCUGACAGCAAAAGAAUGAGUGCUGACUUGUCAGAGUUAGAGCCCAAAAUGUCAUUUGCACCUGCAGCACGCCCCCAGUAUAAGCGAGGCCACCGUAAAACUGCAUCAUUCGGAACCAUUCUGGAUGUUCCCAAGAUCGUCGUAACAGGUAUCAGUGGACCACUGGGAUUCCUG
This is a messenger RNA of Menidia menidia (Atlantic silverside), 1302 nucleotides long. The record is from the annotation of a GenBank genome assembly. Lineage: Eukaryota; Metazoa; Chordata; Actinopteri; Atheriniformes; Atherinopsidae.